Molecule: messenger RNA, 1334 nt
Organism: Hibiscus syriacus
Lineage: Eukaryota; Viridiplantae; Streptophyta; Magnoliopsida; Malvales; Malvaceae
Product: BSD domain-containing protein 1-like
Exons: 1
Coding region: 58-1179 (373 amino acids)
Cellular component (GO): cytoplasm
Source: RefSeq, a predicted model, not a curated record
AAGGAAAAAGAUUUGUUUUCCUCUUCCAAAUUCCUAUUGAACUUUGUGCAAACCCCCAUGGAUUUUUUCAGGUCUGUAUUUGCCGACGAUGAUGAUAUUCAAUCCCAGCCCUCGCAUCCAACCACCGACCCGUAUCCGAACCCUGGAUCGAAUGCUACGUGGAGUUUCGGCGGCCUAAUAAAAACCCUUGCCGAGAAGUCGGAAUCCGUGGUGGAAUCUUACCGGAAGGACUUUGAGGAAUUCGGAUCCGGGUUAAAGAAGGAAACCGAGAUCAUCCGGAGCGUGGCUUCACGUGCCGUCAACGAUUCCCUUGAGAUAGGCGCCACCGUUGCACAAGAGAAGCUGGAGUCGGUGGGACAAGCCAUUGAUGACAUCGGUAUCUCCGUUUGGAAAUCAACGUCUCAGAUCAUAUCACACGGUAAAGACUCGUUCUUAUCACCGUCUGAUGAUGAUAAUUCUGAUUCUGGAAGUUCUAGUAAUAGACGAUUAAGUAUUAUGAGUAAUAAUAGCAUUAAUGGAAAGCGUUACAGUCGCUUUGAGAUGCAAAUUCGAGUGCUUCAAUCAGACAGAAGUACUUACUGUAUGGAACCAGAGGAUUUGGAGGAUUUUGAGAAUUGGAAAUUAGGGUUUAAUCUGGAAGAGAAAAAAGGGGAAAUUGAGGAUUUGUUAAGUGAAAAUCCAGUUAUUCGAAAUAUUUUUAAAGGGGUUGAUUCUGAUGAAGGUGAAUCAAAGAGAUACUGGUGUAAUUAUUUUUACAAGCUGAAUAGGCUUAUGAAAGCAGAGGAAGCCAGAGCUAAGCUUGUUAAUCGUGCUAUUUCAGGAGAGGAUGAAGAAAAUUUGAGCUGGGAUAUCGAUGAGGACGAAGAGGAGAAUAGUGGAAACGUUAAUACUGAGGAGGGUGAUUCAAGUAAAGAUGUUGACAAGGGUUCAAAAAUCGAUGAAGAGAAAGUAGGUUCGUGCAAGGAUAGUGAUGUGUCUGUGGUUUCGAGUCUGUCUAUGCCCGAGGAGGAAGGGUGGGAUGCAAUUGAGGACAUUCAAAGCAUCAAUGACAAUAAAGGGGAAGAUGUGGGAAACAGUACUAGGGUUGAUCUGCGUAAGCGGUUGACUGUUGCAGAGGAAGAAGAGGAUUUAAGUUGGGAUAUCGAUGAUGAGGAGGAGGAUCAACCGGUUAAAUCUUGAUAUAGCAUCGGUCAGGUUCCUAUAAGGUGAUUUGGUUUUUAAUUUUAAACAUAGUUUACAUAUAUGAUAAAAGAUUACUUAAACAUUUAGUUCAUUAGUUAAAUAGUUCUUAGUGAGUGAACUCAAUAAUUCAAUUGUAUGUCAUUUUUCUAUCU